AUGCCUAUUUCAUUGCUUUCUAGGCGUGCACCAUCACUUAAUUUUUUGCGAAAUUUCUCAUCCAAUAUUACCCGCCAAAACAUCGCGAAAAUUACUUUAAUUGGACGGCUGGGUGAUCGACCACAACUUGUGAAGACAGGUUCGGGACAGGAAUUACUAAAAUACUCAGUAGCUGUUAGUGGGCCAGGAGAAGAUUCUAAGCCAAGCUGGUAUCGAGUAGCAGCUUUCAUGCAAGAUGGCCGGUUAAAAGAAACCUUAUCCGCAUUAGAAAAAGGGACUUUAGUCUACGUCGAAGGUGAUACUACCAUGCGAUCAUAUGAGGAUGCAGAGGGAAGCCCUCGUGUAGCCUUGGAUAUCAUACAGCGGAAAUUUUAUAUUCUCAGCAACAAGAAUCGUGAAGAGUAA
Molecule: messenger RNA, 405 nt
Organism: Blumeria graminis f. sp. triticale
Lineage: Eukaryota; Fungi; Ascomycota; Leotiomycetes; Helotiales; Erysiphaceae
Source: the annotation of a GenBank genome assembly